Phytophthora infestans T30-4 is the source of this 2384-nucleotide messenger RNA. Its product is annotated as protein kinase, putative. The transcript is spliced from 2 exons. Lineage: Eukaryota; Oomycota; Peronosporomycetes; Peronosporales; Peronosporaceae. Gene Ontology annotation, biological process: protein phosphorylation; intracellular signal transduction. Bases 100 to 2241 code for a protein of 713 amino acids. Gene Ontology annotation, molecular function: ATP binding; protein serine/threonine kinase activity. The record is from RefSeq and is a predicted model, not a curated record.
AGCGCCGACCCCCACAACCGCACGACCGCGCGCAAGGCUUGCAGCUCCUGUCGCCACAGCUCCUUUCCUCUCCUCGCGAGUAAGAAGAAUCGCGUCGCCAUGUCAAGUCGGAGACCGUCUUCGCGCGUCACGAGUCAGAGUCAGCACUCGAAUGGCAAAAUGCGCAUCAAGGCAAAGCGGCGAUUCCUGCUCAAGGUGACGCCCAUCGAGGCCUGGGACCUGCUCCCCGCUGAGUCGGGCCGUGCGCGCAACUCCUACUGCACUCUGGUGUUGUUAGACGAGAAUAAGCGCGAGAUUAAGGGCGAAAAGCAGCGCACGCCGCCCAUGCGUAACUCAAAUCCGGUAUGGAGUCCGCUUAAAGCCGCCGUACUGCGCUCGCUCGAGAGCAGCGUCGAGUCGCACCAGCCUUUGGGGAUUGGCGCCGCUGCCGCCUCGGAGGAGUACACGUUUGGCAUCCAGACAAACCUGAUGAACGCCAAGUAUGUGCUUGUCAAAUGCAAAGACAAGGGGCGCGUCGAGAAUGAUGAUCUGGGGCGGCUGUUGCUCAGUCUCGAAGACAUGAACACGAGUGGCGAAGAGCGGGUGGCGUGGUACGACCUGCAGCUGCGUCCUAGUAGCAAAAUGAAGCGGGUGCAAGGCAAAGUGCGAAUUUCCAGUCGCAUCGUGCGUGAACCCAGUUUGUGGCAACUUUGGACAGCUGCGGAGCAAAUGAGACAAGAAUUGCCUGCCAAAGACCGCAGUUUGUACCUAAAACCGCACCCAAAUGUCAUUACCGGUAAAGAGGCGGUAGAAUGGAUGUUGUGUCACGGCCUGAACCGCCCCAUGCAGGGCGGCGUCACGUGCUCCACAGCCGAAGAAGCGUUGCUGUUGGGCACGGCACUUCUCCGAAAUGGAGUCAUGCUCCACGUCUCCGGAGAUCGGAGAUUUACCAACAGCACAUGGAAAUAUUACCGGUUUACGGUCAACCACUUGGACUCGGUAGUGCAACAGGAGGCAAUUCGUCAGCGUGAUAUGAUCCUCUCGGGUGAAGCAGAAGAGGUGGAGGAUACGGAGGAAGAAGUGCUGACACGCUCCAUGAUGGCUGCAUCGGUGAGCAAUGAAGAGGAGUACGGUCUAGGCGCGUCACGUGUUGCCAGAGGGUCUGGCGCCACGGCCCCGGCACCUGCUGGGGACUCGAAUAAAGGCAAAUCCAAGUCGACAAUAAAGAUUGAAGACUUUGAACUGCUCAAGGUGCUGGGCACUGGGACGUACGGCCGCGUGCUGUCAGCCCGUGGACCCGAUGGAAACGUCUACGCCAUUAAGAUCAUCACAAAGAUUGGUAUGGACGACAACAUGCGUCGCAACGCCAAGAUCGAACGCGAUAUGUUGCGUGAAGUGCGUCAUCCGUUCGUGGCUUCGUUGCUGUUUGCGUUCCAGAAUGAAGAUAAGGUGUACAUGGGGAUGGAGUUUUAUAAUGGCGGCGACUUGCGUCAUCACUUUACGAUGAACCAGAACGACGAGCUUAAACUCACAGCUGGACGCAUCAAGUUGUAUGCUGCUGAGUUGGUGGCGGGGCUGGCACAUUUGCACAGUCUAGAUAUUAUCUACCGCGACCUCAAGCCCGAGAAUAUUCUUAUUCAGAAGGAUGGCCACAUCGUCCUGGUGGAUUUCGGGUUAUCAACCUACGCGCGUGAUGAGAACGAUAAAAAGGCCCAUUCUCUGGCUGGGUCCCCAGAAUACAUCUCGCCUGAGGUUCUAGCUGCUGCAAACCCGAAGAAAGGAGAACCCCCAGCUACGUACGACAACACCUGUGAUUGGUGGAGUCUGGGUAUCCUCAUCUUCGAAAUGUACGUGGGACGUACACCGUUCAAGGACGAUAACAAGGCCAUUAUGUACCGCAACAUUGCCGAGGGAUUCCUGUACAUUCCGCCAGAGCUGCCGGAGGAUGUCCAGUCGCUUCUUGCUGGUUUGAUCGAGCGCGAUCCGUCCAAACGUCUGGGAGCCAAUGAGGCGGUGCCGUUCUCUAUUAUGAAGCACUCGUUCUUCGAGGGAAUUGAUUGGGAGGCCUUGCAACAGAAGAAAAUUGAUCCGGAGUGGGUGCCCGAUGUGAUCGACGAUGCUGACGCUAAGUAUGUGGACAAUGAGUUUAUCAACCAAGUGCCAGUGGACACACCCGAGUGGCGCAUGCUCGACUCGGUGGAUCGCGAGCGAGAGUACUUUGAGGACUUUACGUAUCGUGCCACACGGGUCAUUCAAAAGUGAGGGAAGACAAGCUACAGGUUCAACUCUCAUAAAUGAUGCUAAUAUGGCGUGAUAGAUUUCUCAAUCUCCCACUUUUGCUUCAUAGAGAUGUAGUAUGGAAUUAUAUUUUCUGUCUUAGCUAAUACUACUAGUAGUAUUUCAAA